Molecule: messenger RNA, 1389 nt
Organism: Pogoniulus pusillus (Red-fronted tinkerbird)
Lineage: Eukaryota; Metazoa; Chordata; Aves; Piciformes; Lybiidae
Gene: AGPAT1
Product: 1-acylglycerol-3-phosphate O-acyltransferase 1
Exons: 6
Coding region: 11-883 (290 amino acids)
Biological process (GO): phosphatidic acid biosynthetic process
Cellular component (GO): membrane; endoplasmic reticulum
Molecular function (GO): 1-acylglycerol-3-phosphate O-acyltransferase activity
Source: RefSeq, a predicted model, not a curated record
CCACGGCAGCAUGACAGAGGUGGUCCUGCUCCAGGGGCUGCUGCUCCUCCUGCCCUUGGCCCUGCUGCUUUACUGCUACAGUGCCUCCAUCCAGUACUUCUGCAAGGUGGCCUUCUUCAACUGCUGGAUUGUCACCUUGGCCACCCUCCUGUCCCCCCUGGCAGCUCUCCGGGGACGUUCUGUGGAGAACAUGAAGCUGCUGCGUGCUGCUCUCCUGCCCCUCAAGCACAUCUAUGGCAUCAAGAUGCAGGUGAGGGGCUCUGAGCAGCUGGACAUCAAGGAGCCCUAUGUGAUAGUCUGCAACCACCAAGCUUCCCUUGACCUCCUGGGCAUGGUGGAGGUGAUCCCCGAGCGCUGCGUGCCCAUCGCCAAGAAGGAGCUGCUGUACCUGGGCACGGUGGGCUGGGCUUGCUGGCUCAGCGGCAUCAUCUUCAUCGACCGCCGGAGGAAGGCAGAUGCCAUCGAGGUCAUCUCCCGGACGGCCAGGACCAUGCUGCGGGACAACCUCCGGGUCUUGAUUUUCCCCGAAGGCACCAGGAGCCAGAGCAGCUCCCUGCUGCCCUUCAAGCGCGGCGCCUUCCACCUGGCCGUGCAGGCUCAGGUUCCCAUUUUCCCUAUGGUCAUCUCCCCAUACUGGGAAUUCUUCAGCUCAAAGGAGAAGAGAUUCACCUCUGGGACAUGCAGCAUCCAGAUCCUCCCCAGGGUAGAAACCCAGGGCCUGACCCCAGCGGAUGUGCCCCAGCUGACAGAGGCUGUGCGCCAGGCCAUGGCUGAUGUCCUCGCCCAGAUGUCCGCAGGGCACCAGCACUCCGCUGCAGCUGGCACUGCCAGGGGCACAGGCAGCCUGCAGUGCCAGGAGGGCACGACCCGGACCAGCAAUUAGGACCCAGGCUGUCAGGAAUGCGAGGGAGGGGACCCAGCCGGAGGCUGAGCCCUGCUGUCCCCUUGUGCCCCGCGGAUGUGCUCCUCGGACCUGCCCCUGCGCUGCUCCGCCUGGCCGGGACCAGAAACUGCUCUGGUGUGAGGCUGCUGGAGGCCUGGAGCAGGCUGCCCAGGGAGGUUGUGGAGCCUCCUCUGCAGAGAUUCCGACCCCCACCUGGCCAUUGUGAUCCUGGGCAAGCUGCUGGGGGGUGCCCUGCUGGAGCAGGGGCGUUGGACUGGGUGACCUGCAGAGGUCCCUUCCCACCCUCACCCUCUGUGUGACUCUGUAACAGUGCCCUGGUGCAAGGGGAAGCAGAGCACUGCAGGGCUGCACUGGGGCACCCCUGAUGGUCUGACUCACUGUGGGGUUCCCUCAUGGGCUUGCUGGGUUGCAUCUUCCAGAGGCUCCUGAGAUGCAGGCAGCCCUGGGGAGGGGUCCAGAGUGCAGUGUGUGGCGUGGGGAGGGGG